Messenger RNA from Bubalus bubalis (water buffalo), 2916 nucleotides. It is a transcript of the gene CDC5L, whose product is annotated as cell division cycle 5 like. Lineage: Eukaryota; Metazoa; Chordata; Mammalia; Artiodactyla; Bovidae. Gene Ontology annotation, cellular component: Prp19 complex; spliceosomal complex. Gene Ontology annotation, molecular function: RNA polymerase II transcription regulatory region sequence-specific DNA binding; DNA-binding transcription factor activity, RNA polymerase II-specific. The coding region runs from base 189 to 2597 and encodes 802 amino acids. Gene Ontology annotation, biological process: mRNA splicing, via spliceosome; regulation of transcription by RNA polymerase II. The record is from RefSeq and is a predicted model, not a curated record. The transcript is spliced from 16 exons.
UCACUCCAGUUCUCGCGAGACUUGCUACUCCUGCUCUUUCCCCACUCCGCCCCCGCGCUUGCGCAGAGCUCUUCAAAGCAGAAGGUCGCGCUUGGAGGAAGUGGCGGCUUUGGGUCCCGUGGCCGCUGCGCUGUUACUACUUCUCGGAAGCUCCGCUCGGCCGCUUGCCGAGACACCCCGCCGCCAAGAUGCCUCGAAUUAUGAUCAAGGGGGGCGUGUGGAGGAAUACCGAGGAUGAAAUUCUGAAAGCAGCGGUGAUGAAAUAUGGGAAAAACCAGUGGUCUAGGAUUGCCUCACUGCUGCAUAGAAAGUCAGCAAAGCAGUGCAAAGCCAGAUGGUAUGAGUGGCUGGAUCCAAGCAUUAAGAAAACAGAAUGGUCCAGAGAAGAAGAGGAAAAACUCUUGCACUUGGCCAAGUUGAUGCCGACUCAGUGGAGGACCAUCGCUCCAAUCAUUGGCAGAACAGCCGCCCAGUGUUUGGAACACUAUGAAUUUCUUCUGGAUAAAGCUGCCCAGAGAGACAAUGAAGAGGAAACAACAGAUGAUCCACGAAAGCUUAAGCCUGGAGAAAUAGAUCCAAAUCCAGAAACAAAGCCAGCACGGCCUGAUCCGAUUGACAUGGAUGAGGAUGAAUUGGAGAUGCUUUCUGAAGCUAGAGCCCGCCUGGCUAAUACUCAGGGAAAGAAAGCCAAGAGGAAAGCAAGAGAGAAACAGCUGGAAGAAGCAAGGCGUCUUGCUGCCCUCCAAAAGAGAAGAGAACUUCGAGCAGCUGGCAUAGAAAUUCAGAAGAAAAGAAAAAAGAAAAGAGGAGUUGAUUAUAAUGCUGAAAUUCCAUUUGAAAAAAAGCCUGCUCUUGGUUUCUAUGAUACUUCUGAGGAAAACUACCAGACUCUUGAUGCUGAUUUCAGAAAGUUAAGACAACAGGAUCUUGAUGGGGAGCUGAGAUCUGAAAAAGAAGGACGAGAUAGGAAAAAAGACAAGCAGCAUUUGAAAAGGAAAAAAGAAUCUGAUUUACCAUCAGCUAUUCUUCAAACUAGUGGUGUUUCUGAAUUUACUAAAAAGAGGAGCAAACUAGUACUUCCUGCCCCUCAGAUUUCAGAUGCAGAACUCCAAGAAGUUGUAAAAGUAGGCCAAGCAAGUGAAAUUGCACGUCAAACUGCUGAGGAAUCUGGCAUAACAAACUCUGCUUCCAGUACUCUCUUGUCUGAGUACAAUGUCACCAACAACAGCAUUGCUCUGAGAACACCACGGACACCAGCUUCCCAGGACAGAAUUCUGCAGGAAGCGCAAAACCUCAUGGCUCUGACCAAUGUGGACACCCCAUUGAAAGGUGGGCUCAACACCCCUUUGCAUGAGAGUGACUUCUCAGGCGUGACGCCACAGCGGCAGGUUGUGCAGACUCCAAACACAGUUCUUUCCACCCCGUUCAGGACUCCGUCUCAUGGAUCUGAAGGGCUGACUCCCCGGAGUGGGACGACUCCCAAACCAGUUAUUAACUCCACCCCGGGUAGAACUCCUCUUCGAGACAAGUUAAACAUUAAUCCUGAGGAUGGAAUGGCAGACUACAGUGAUCCCUCUUACGUGAAGCAGAUGGAAAGAGAAUCUCGUGAACACCUACGUUUAGGAUUGUUGGGUCUUCCUGCUCCUAAGAAUGACUUUGAAAUUGUUCUACCAGAAAAUGCUGAGAAGGAACUGGAAGAGCGUGAAAUAGAUGAUACUUACAUUGAAGAUGCUGCUGAUGUGGAUGCACGGAAGCAGGCCAUACGAGAUGCAGAGCGUGUAAAGGAAAUGAAACGAAUGCACAAAGCUGUCCAGAAGGAUCUGCCAAGACCAUCAGAAGUAAAUGAAACAAUUCUAAGACCAUUAAAUGUAGAACCACCUCUAACAGAUUUACAGAAAAGUGAAGAACUGAUCAAAAAGGAAAUGAUCACAAUGCUUCAUUAUGAUCUUCUACAUCACCCUUAUGAGCCAUCUGGAAAUAAAAAAGGAAAAACUGUAGGAUUUGGUACCAAUAAUGCAGAGCACAUUGCCUAUCUGGAACAUAACCCUUAUGAAAAAUUCUCCAAGGAAGAGCUGAAAAAGGCUCAGGAUGUUCUGGUACAGGAGAUGGAAGUGGUCAAACAAGGUAUGAGCCACGGAGAACUCUCAAGUGAAGCUUAUAACCAGGUGUGGGAAGAGUGCUACAGUCAAGUUUUGUAUCUUCCUGGGCAGAGCCGCUACACCCGGGCCAACCUUGCUAGCAAAAAGGACAGAAUUGAGUCACUGGAAAAGAGGCUUGAGAUAAACAGGGGUCACAUGACAACAGAAGCCAAGAGAGCCGCAAAGAUGGAAAAGAAGAUGAAAAUUUUGCUUGGGGGUUACCAGUCUCGUGCGAUGGGGCUCAUGAAACAGUUGAAUGACUUAUGGGACCAGAUUGAGCAGGCUUACUUGGAGUUACGCACUUUUGAAGAACUCAAGAAACAUGAAGAUUCUGCUAUUCCCCGGAGGCUAGAGUGUCUAAAAGAAGAUGUUCAGCGACAGCAGGAAAGAGAAAAGGAACUUCAGCAUAGGUAUGCUGAUUUGCUGUUGGAGAAAGAGACUUUAAAGGCCAAAUUUUGAAGCAUAUUCUCUCACAAGCUGAAUUAAUUGCUGGUGUUCAGACCCUGGAAGGCUGAAACUGCUGUUUAUCUUCAUUGACAAAUUUGCCCACCAUCUGUGGUUUUUUGAUUGUUUAUUUUAAAUGAUACCAAUCUUAUGCAUUUAUGUGUAAAGACUUUAACUCCACAGGACAUUUUAGGGUUUAAAUUAUUAAGACGAUCAUUCUUUUAGCAGUGUCUUAUUUGCAAAUUUUUUUAGUUUUGGCCUUUAAUUUUAAAAGCCUGAUUUUAAAGUGCUGCCUGUGAGUAAACUCUUGAAUAAAAACAAAAUAUAAAAAGUU